This is a messenger RNA of Haemonchus placei, 144 nucleotides long. Lineage: Eukaryota; Metazoa; Nematoda; Chromadorea; Rhabditida; Trichostrongylidae. The record is from the annotation of a GenBank genome assembly.
AUGGCUCUCUCAUCACAUUAUCAUGAGCACAAACCAAAUGUGCCCAUCAUCAUGGAGGACGUAUUCGGUUGGGUCCGUGAGGGCAACGCGUUCCAAGUUCGAGUCUGGCUUGACGAUCAUGAGCAUGACUUGAAUGUCGGGUAA